CUACGUCGACUAUAAAAGACUUCGUCAAAACCUGCCGCGCGCUAUUACAACAGUGCCUCUGUGAUUUUUCCCGCCGUCACUUAUUUUUUAAUUCAACAAAUAUAAAGAUGCAGGCGUGGUUGGUGGUGGCGUGUGCGGCGGUGCUCGCCGCGCUUGCGAGCGCGCAGAAGCCCGGCCGCUUCCUAUCCCUGCCCAACCCACAGAAAUGUGCAAACCGACCAAAGGAGUUCUUCUACCGCGGGCACCACUACUUCUUCAGCGGACACGUGCCUGCACUCGCCAAUAGGAAGGUGGACUGGCUCGACGGCCGUAACAUCUGCCGCGAGUACUGCAUGGACCUCGUCUCCAUGGAGACACAGGAGGAAAAUAAUCUAAUCUUCAAACUAAUCCAGCAGAACGACGUACCCUACAUCUGGACAUCAGGUCGUCUCUGCGACUUCAAGGGUUGUGAGAACCGCAAAGACCUGGAACCGAAGAACAUCCUCGGGUGGUUCUGGUCUGCCAACCGCGAAAAGAUCUCGCCCACCAACCAGAUCCCCAACGGCUGGGGCUACAACCCGUGGUCUCAAACCGGCCACAAGAAGCAGCGUCAGCCCGACAACGCGGAGUUCGACAUCAACGGAACUGCGGAGUCCUGCCUCAGCGUGCUCAACAACGUGUACAACGACGGGAUCGCGUGGCACGACGUCGCCUGCUACCACGAGAAACCUGUCGUCUGCGAGGACUCAGAGGAACUCCUCAACUAUGUAGCCAGCACCAACCCCGGCCUCCGUCUGUGAUCAGCCCUAGUGUAAUGCACAACUUCACAUUGACAGCUAAUUACCAAUUCUCUUUAGUCGUACAAAACUUUACCCUCUGUACUAUGGUCGACAAGGGUCUUGUUGCACUUAGAUAAUUGCCUGGAGAACAUCUCCGUACAUUAUUUAUAACAACUGUCAUAAAUUAUGUUUUGAUGGGGCGUUAGUUCCAAUUAUGGUCACGUUCUAAGGUCCUUGUCGAUUUACAAUUUAUAUGAUCAUCAACCUUCACAUUAUUCACAGUAUUUAUUAACGCACGCACUCUCCGAACUCGCCAUAACCCCAACUGUCGGGACUCCUCUCGCAUCGCACUGCCCUUAAUCCGUCGUACAAGCUUUGUACAGAAUAGUUUUAAGACUUAUAUAAGUUAGGAUAUCGCCUAAGGGAAGAAUUUAUAUUUGUAUGUAAAUAAAACUAAACAUUAUAA
Molecule: messenger RNA, 1224 nt
Organism: Pectinophora gossypiella (pink bollworm)
Lineage: Eukaryota; Metazoa; Arthropoda; Insecta; Lepidoptera; Gelechiidae
Gene: slf
Exons: 5
Coding region: 108-779 (223 amino acids)
Source: RefSeq, a predicted model, not a curated record